AUGGCCCCUCCGGCCUCGUCGUCGGCUGAGCGCCACCCCCAAGCCAACGGUAAGGCCGCUGUGGUGGCAACGAGGUCCGAGAAAGCUCCUGGAACACCGCGGAGGGACAAGAGCAAUGGGCGGGAAAGUUCGGCGGUGCAGGACCCAGGCCUGAAGGACUACCGUCUUGGCGAGUGUUUGGGCAAGGGAGCAUUUGGCUCCGUUUAUAAAGCUUUCAACUGGGGUACUGGAGAGGCUGUCGCCGUGAAGCAGAUCAAGCUGGGCGAUCUACCAAAGAGCGAAUUGCGCAUGAUUGAGUCUGAAAUCGAUCUCCUGAAAAACCUUCAUCAUGACAAUAUCGUCAAAUAUAUUGGCUUCGUCAAGUCUGCCGACUGCCUCAACAUCAUCCUCGAAUACUGCGAAAAUGGAUCCCUUCACUCGAUCCUCAAGGCUUACGGAAAGUUCCCCGAGAACCUGGUCGGCGUGUAUAUGACCCAGGUUUUGCACGGUCUCCAGUACCUCCACGACCAGGGUGUCAUCCAUCGUGAUAUCAAGGGCGCCAAUAUCUUGACCACCAAAGAUGGCACUGUCAAGCUAGCCGACUUCGGUGUUUCUACGAGUACAAUAGCCGGAAACCAAGAUAAGGAAGCGCAGGUGGUAGGGACGCCCUACUGGAUGGCUCCCGAGAUUAUCCAGUUGUCCGGCGCGAGUUCGGCCUCGGAUAUCUGGAGUGUUGGGUGUACCGUUAUCGAGCUCCUCCAAGCGAGGCCACCAUAUCACAACCUGGCGGCUAUGCCGGCGCUGUUUGCCAUCGUCAAUGACGAUCACCCUCCUUUGCCCGAAGGAAUCUCUCCUGCGGCAAGGGAUUUCCUGAUGCAAUGCUUCCAGAAGGAUCCCAACCUUCGUGUAACUGCGCGAAAGCUUCUUCGGCAUGCCUGGAUUGUCGGCUGCCGCAAGAGCGAGCCGCAGGUCUCCAAGGCGCCAUCCAAUUUUAGCCAAGCGUGCUCCCCCAUGGCUCACAACCAGGGCGCAAUGCGAUUCCGAGAACCCGACCCCCUUCGCUCGAACCACGCCACCCCUGCUCGUGUUGCGCUUGCAAAGCCUCGCGCCCUACCCGAAGCAUUCAGGUCUCCUGAACUAGCAGACGAUGACAACUGGGACAAUGACUUUGCGACGUCCAUCUCGCCCAGCGCAUUGCACCUACCCCAUCUUAAACCGCAGGACAACUUUGGUGGACUGUUGUCUGCUGAUCGGCUCAAGGCAUUCGCGUCCGCAGUCGACCUUAGUGACGUCUCGGAGAACUACGACGACGACUUCGAAGGCGAACUUCUCACCAUCAAAGUCGCUAGGAAUACUUCCCAAGAUGACAGCUUCGAUGCCCAAGAGAAGACGAUACGCCCGCUCCUCGCAAAGCAGAAAAGAGCCAGGAUUU
Molecule: messenger RNA, 1411 nt
Organism: Parascedosporium putredinis
Lineage: Eukaryota; Fungi; Ascomycota; Sordariomycetes; Microascales; Microascaceae
Source: the annotation of a GenBank genome assembly